Molecule: messenger RNA, 600 nt
Organism: Aspergillus viridinutans
Lineage: Eukaryota; Fungi; Ascomycota; Eurotiomycetes; Eurotiales; Aspergillaceae
Product: mitochondrial 54S ribosomal protein mL58
Exons: 1
Coding region: 1-600 (199 amino acids)
Cellular component (GO): mitochondrial large ribosomal subunit
Molecular function (GO): structural constituent of ribosome
Source: RefSeq, a predicted model, not a curated record
AUGGCAACUUUCAGUGCUGUUUCGAAGAGGCCAUUCAUAACCUUGCCGUUUCUAAUACCCUCGUGCGAGCCGGUCGUUCUAGAGUUGCGCCGAAAUCAGUCUUCAUACAGGCGUACGAAACAACGUCUUCGCGUUAAGCCGGAUGCCUCUUUUGGUUUCUCUUCGGAUCAAUCUCACAUUAUCUUCAAUCCUCCUUCGAGCGCUCCGUCUGUCUUUCAUACGCCGACGAAAUUUCUUCCCCCUGAUGAUGCUCGGAGAACCCUCCGCACCGACGCGUCAAUGAAAAGUGAUCAGAACCCCGAAGAUCUUCCUCCUGUAUUCAAUUCGCCAACAGAGAAAAAGUAUCACCUGACUCCGUCUGAUAUAGAGGAAAUCCGCAAACUCAGACUCAGCGACCCUAUGACUUGGAGCAGGUGGAAGUUAGCCAAGCGAUUUGACUGUUCUCCGAUGUUCAUCGGUAUGGUCUGCGAAGCCAGUCCUCAGAAGAAAGAAAUUCAGAGACAGGUCUUGGAAGCUGUCCAGUCGAGAUGGGGUCUGAAAAGACGGAUGGCCAGAGAAGACCGUCAAUUGCGGAAAGAAUCCUGGGGCAAGGAUGAAUGA